AUGGACAAAAUUACCGACAAAAUAGCGGCCCUGCCGCCCGACGCCUUCUACACGUCUCUCGAGUUCUUUCCUCCAAAGACCGUCAUGGGCUUCUCGAACCUGCGCGACCGCCUCGACCGCAUGGAGCGCGCCCUGAAGCCGCUCUUUAUCUGCCAACGAGAGCUGGGCCUUACCACCUGCCUUCACCUAACGUGUACGAAUAUGAGUCGUCGCUUACUUGAUAAGGCGUUGGAGGAUGCAAAGGCCCUGGGGAUCCGGAACCUGCUGGCGCUGCGAGGAGACCCUCCGAGGCCGGACGAAUACAAGGCCCUCGACGACGCGAGUAGCGACGAGGUUACAGACUUCGAAUGGGCCACCGACCUCGUCAAGUAUAUCAAGGCUACUUAUGGCGACUACUUCUGCAUUGGCGGACCUCCCUACCUCGUGGAAAAGGUCCAAGCCGGAGCCGAUUUCAUAAUAACGCAGCUGUUCUUCGACGUCGACAUCUAUGAAAAAUUUGAAACCGCGCUCCGAGAGCACCCCAGCGGAGCCUUCAAAACCAUCCCCAUCAUCCCCGGCCUCAUGCCCAUCCAGAGUUACCAAAUGGUCAAGCGUACUACCAAGCUGAGCCACGCCUCCGUUCCCGACCCGAUCAUGGCCAGACUUGAUGCCGUGAAGGGGGACGACGAAAAGGUCAAGUCUGUCGGCGUGGAUAUUCUGAGCGAGAUCGUCGAGAACGUGAAAAAGGUCAAGGCGCGAACACCGGGACCGAGAGGUUUCCACUUUUACACCUUGAACCUCGAGAAGGCUGUAUCCUUCAUUUUGGAAAGAUCGAAGCUUAUACCCGUUUCUGACAGCGACGAUGAAGACGUGGCCGUGGCAGAGACCGAUGAAGCUCUUCGCAACACGAUCCCCAUCGUCCGUGUCAAUGGUGUUAAUGGCACCAACGAAGUCAAUUCGAAUGACGUUGCCUUGGGCAGCGCCCGCCGCCUCUCGACUGUCGGCUCAGAUCCUCGCAACAGAGUCAUCGUCUCUGGCGCGCAGGCUAGCCACCCCGACUACGAGGCCACGGCCGGGGAAGCGGGUAUCCCUGCCGAGCCGGUCAACACACGCGCAAACACUCUCGCGAUAUCCGAGGGCGAAGGCGUCUUGGGCCGCGAGGCGACCUGGGACGACUUCCCCAACGGCAGAUGGGGAGACGCCCGGUCCCCGCCCAUCGAACUCUGGGGCACCCCUACCUCGGUAAAAGACGUCAGCGACAUCUUCCUCCGCCACCUGCAGGGGACCCUCGCCGCCAUCCCCUGGAGCGAAGAAGGGCUCCUCCCGGAAACGAACGCGAUCCACCAGCACCUCGUCAACCUCAACAACAAGGGCUGGUGGUCCGUCGCCUCCCAACCCGCCGUCAACGGCUUCCGCUCCUCCGACCACACGUUUGGCUGGGGUCCCGAAAACGGCUUCGUCUUUCAAAAAUCCUUUGUCGAGUUCUUCUUGCCCACGGCCGACUGGAACGCCCUGCGCGCCAAGCUCCAGGACCCGGCCGUGCACGAGUCCAUAUGCUUCUACGCCGCCAACGUCGCCGGCGACUUUGAGAGCUCCGACGCCGCCGCCGCGUCUCCCGGCGGCAGCCUCACGCCGAGCACCAACGCCGUCACGUGGGGCGUGUUCCCGGAAGGAAAUCAUCACGCCCACGAUUAUCGAGGAACGGAUAUUGUGGAGGAAGAUAUUAGGGUGCAUGUAUUUCAUAUUGAUGCCGAGGAAGACAUCCCGGUGUGGAACCUCCGAUGCCAGCACUCCAGCCCGUAA
Messenger RNA from Parascedosporium putredinis, 1782 nucleotides. NCBI's taxonomy places the organism in Eukaryota, Fungi, Ascomycota, Sordariomycetes, Microascales, Microascaceae. The record is from the annotation of a GenBank genome assembly.